CUCAACGAAGACUCUCACCGACUCCACCGCUACUUUGUUGUUGGGACGCUAUGGAUGCUGCUAUUCAUGUUGACGACGUUGCCCCGGGUCCAGGGCCCGCGAAGUAAAGGAUGGCGGGGGUUACUUUCGAAAAAUACAGGACUGGACUGGAGCGGAAAAAGUGAGGCGAGUCGUUUUCCUACUCUUAUUUGAGGAUUAGCCGUGUGUCGGGACCAUCCCACAUAAUUAUCCCCAGCAUUUGGAUCCCUCCUUCGUCUACCUGCUCCCAAUGCGCCACUCGCUACUGCUCCAUAUUUGGCUGCAUUAUAAUCCCUUGUUUUAGUUCUUUUCAUUCCUAGUUGUCCCACUUACUCCAUUGAUUUUUGCUCUAUCCAUCAUAAUGAGAGCAAGGGACGGCGAUAAUUGAUCUGACAAAGCUACAUGAGAUAAGUGAAACAAUGGCGGAAAAUUCUUUAUCAUCAAGGGCUUUGAGAGGACUUUCGUUUUCUAUGCCCUCUCUUUGUCCAUUAUGACAGACAAACGAAGGACGAUUGUUAGGUUAACCCCACGACGGGGAGAAAGAGCAAGGAAACGAAACAGAAAAAGCAAAAAAUACAACCAGGGAAGAAAGAAAGAAAGGAAAUGGCAGAUCCUCCACCAACAACGCAGUCUCGACUCCUGACUCACUAAAUCCAAUCAGUGACCACCCGGUCACACUUGAAAUCGGCAACUAAAACUCCGGCAUGGUUUUCUGUCUAAUCGCACAACCUACUUGUUGCCCUCUCCGAUAAGAUAACCAACUGUAGUACCGGCCAAGGAAUCAUUUUACACAAACUAUCUGUGGGGAGAGAGAGUAAUCUCAAGGAAUUUGCCUUUAAUUUGACCUAUGGGAAGCAGAAGAAGUAUUGCAACAUUUUAAUCUUGCUCCAUGAUUCUGUGAGGAAGGGGGCGCCAAAGACAACUAUGUCUCGAUACGGCCAGUGUGACUUGGAAAUACACGUACAUUCCAUACCAGAUUUCCAAUCGGCAGAGGGCUGAUGAUGCAUUCUAUGACGGACCGCAUUGGCCUAACAACCAUGAUUGUCUAGCCAGUUCAUCCUUAAAAGAAGGGCCAACGGAUUGGAAAAUGUCAUGAAUUUCAAUUUCGGAAAUAUCCGAUCCAUGGGAAGAAGGAAGGGACUCAGGUAGGAUGGCUGGUGGCUUUAAGUGCAGGGAACUACCUCUUGACAAUCGACCUUUCUGUUGACAGAAAAGUUGUAACGCACAGCAACGCUCUUGACCACGACCACCUGCAACAAGCCCCAAGUCACGGCCGCCCACUACCCUCAAUAAAAGGCUGGUCUUCGCGUAUUACUGACGGGUACCAGCAUAUCUAGUAUCAAUGGGAUAUUCGAUUCUGCAUCCUUGAUUGCGACUUGUCCUAGCAUUUUUGGAAUACCCUCCAACGCCUUGAAUUUGGCAAGUACGAAAUGAAUAGGAAUUCCUAAGCCCACCAGCAGCGUCCUGGUCGAGGAAGAACAUACAAAAUAUUGUAGUAGAUUGAGAUAUGCCAGUUCCGGCAUGUGUUUACCAGAUUCACCACCAAUAUGGGCGAGCCACAGUAUCAAGAUACCCCCGUGCAUAAUGCCCGGCUUUAAUAAUGGAGAGAAAAACUGUCCAUGCCGAAUUCUCCAAUUGAACUGUUCGCAGAUUGGGUAAUGCGAGGUAGUCAGCAUAGCUAGUGGCUGACAGCCUCACUUUUACAAUAUCCAAGCAAACUGAAACAAUGUGGCAACUCUUGACCAUUGCUUUCUUCUUCUUAUCCUGGACUCGGCUACCUCGCUACACUUUGUCCAAGUUCCUAAAGUACGCUUAGACCCGUCGUUAAAAUAAAUUAAGGUUGACUACUAAACGCUCCAAAUGCCACAGAAUUUAAUUAUCGAUCUCUUCGCUCUAAUAUUUAAUUGAUUAUUGAAGUGCUUCCGCUUGUCAGUAAAUACUUUUCUACAGUGCCUCACAUCACUCACCACGAACCAUUCAGCGCGGGCCGCCCUGACCCAAACUUGCCGAACAAUUUGCAUGCUAUCUUGUACGGUAACCCUUUCUUUUCUCUCUCGAAAGGCGUUUUUGUUGCCUUUUCAAAGAUCAUUCCUUUCUUAUGAGAUAUUAUCAGGACUGUCGCUGAGACUGCUUCGCUGGCUUUCCAGGAGAUACCAAUCUACCGUUUGCAGCCAAAACAAACGUCUUCUUUAUCAAAGCGGGCCACUGUAAAGGGGAAGAAGGCAUUGUGGAUAGUAGAACACUUUCUACCCUUUUCCUUCCAGAAGAAGCUUGAACAUAACGUUCUCUUCCAUAUGGAGACGGGUUUGCAAAACGAAGAGAGAAGAGCGCAUGGGGAGAGUGAAGAUGUGUCUAACAAAUCAUACUACGUCACAAAUGAUUCAAAUGAUGAAUCUCAAAAUGCUUUGGGGAAAUUGGGUCAAAACUCACAGUCUCCGCGUGGAGAUCAUUCACCUGCUCUCAUGAAUGAAAGUCCUCCCAGAGCAUCAUCACCGACUGCUGAUGGCGACUAUCCAUCACCACACUCCUCAGUCGCCGACAUAAACAGCAAGGCAAUGCUGAUUCCGCCUCAGCUGAGUCUUAGCCCGGAAGAGGUGUUAUUAUUGCAUCGCGCCAGCAGGUUCCCGCCGGUGACGGCAGAUUCGCUCUCUGAACUUGGCCUAGAUGCCAUUAUGAAGAACACCCAGCUUCGCAUGGAUGUCAAUUUUGAUAAGGAUCUUCAUUUUCGACCUGUUGGUGGCCCUGCGAAGGCCAAAAUGGCCAAUGACUACUGGCAAGCCAUAGCCAUCGAAAUUUCGAUAUUUAACUUCGGCGCCUCCAACAGCAUCAACUUGUUUUUUGGUGCACGCAGGUCUUCUUCUUGCCAGGUUUUCCAGGCAAGACUACCAAAUAUGCUUGAUGCACUGAGAGAAAUACUGUUGACUCUUGUUCCCGAUCGCGACCGUGUGUAUAUUAAAGAACACUUAGAUACCAAGUUCCUCAUGACGCAGGUUGAAAAAGGGGUCCUAAAUCUGGUCAGACUUGCCGAAUGGCUUGCCAUCCUGUUGAAAACACAUUGUGCGCCAAUGAGGGAUCAUAUGUCGGAUGAUAUGGUCGAACAUAUUCGAAAUGGAUGCCAAUUUCAAGAUAUGAAUGAAGUAUCGAAAGGCCUCCAUCAGCUUUUUGCGAUACUUGAGUCAAUGAAACUGGAUGUCGCAAAUCAUCAGAUACGUGCAUUCAGAUUAUAUUUGAUCGAGGACUCUGUUGAGUAUCUUCGAAAACACUACGAUUUCUUUAUAAAGAAAUCCAUGAAGUCUUCUAGCGAAGCUCAAAAUUCAAAAAUCUGGUAUUUUGUGCACUGGCGAGAGUUCCACACCGAUUCAGAACCAGUCCACAACGAUUUCGAAUCUGCGAAGAUCUUAUUCGAAGCUUUAUCUUUAAAUCUCUGCUCCUUUUGCCAACCCCCGUUUCCUGAUUCCUUCGCGCUCGACUUCGACCGACUAUGUAAUAUUCGAACCAAUAUCGAGACAUUCACUUUGCUUCGACUAUGUUGUCAGGCGUUCACCAUGGUUGUUAACGGCGACGUUUCCGCAGCGCUAUAUUACUCUCUUCAGUCUCGCAUACUGUCAAUCCUCCAGUAUGAUGAACACACCCCUCACGAAAAUGAUGUAUCCGGACACUCCCUGAUCGCCCGGUUCGAAGCCAACACGCCUAGUAUUGCAUUAGAAAUUGCACGGAUGGCUCAUAUGAUGAAAGAAGGAAGCAGUUUGGUUACGUGUCCGGACACACGCGUCAUCCACUUCAUAUCAGAUCAGCUUUCUCCCAGAAACCGCCCUUUCGAGGCCGUCCGUCAAUGCGUUCAACGCGAGUUAAAAAAUAUUGCAGUUAACUUCGCGAGUCAGUACUGGCAUAUGACCGCGCUUGACAUUGCCGACUCCCAACAAUUCGAGCAACGAUCCGACUACGUGUCGUGGCCGCAGGUACCCGAUAUCCAAUGCCUCGGAAAACGCCUGGCUCAUAUCGGAGUGUUACAUUGGAGGAUUUGGGCGCCGCUUCUUUAUUACCCGGGAGAGGGGGGGUUGAGUGGAUCACGUUUCGUCGCUCCUGGAGUUGUCGAUGAGAUGUGAUGAAAGGCUCUGAGUAUUCCUGAUCCUCCAAGGGUUUAGCCACGUAAUACAGGUAACUAGACCAGAUGCCUCGUGAAUGGAAGCAAUCAUUGCCUUUGCCUAUUUGUACAUAUAUUUUGCUCCUUACUUUUAUCUAUCCCUCUUUGCGUUGACAUUUUCUCUAGGUACUUUAAGUAUUAUCUUGUCAUUAGCCAGCUUUUUUUUCAUUCACUUUUCCCUUCCCAUUAUCCCCAUAAAAUCCCCUCUUUCUGUUUCAUUUUUUGCUUCUUAUUCCUUUUAUCUCGUCAACAGUUAUAUGCACAUUGGGAGUUUUGGCACUUAUGAAGAUACCACGUUUACACCAGAGCCAACAGAUGCGGGAAGUUGGAGAGGCUAGGUAUAGAAUGUUCUGCUUUGUUUUAAAAUAAUAGUCUUUUUCACAGAGGAGCCGAAAUCAUUUGGGAGGUAUGAAGGGGAAACCAGAGGACCCUACGACUUCUUGAGUUCAAGUCUGUUUACCCUUUUCUUUUCUUUCUUUUUUCAUUUUUUUUCAUUUUCAUUUUUUCUUCAUUUUUUCUUUCUCUUGUUUUUAACAAAACUUCUUCUAGAAACAUUCACAAAUUUCUAAUCUUCCUAUUUCAUCUCACAAUCCGUCUCGUCCUCGAAUGUAGACUUAGGUGAACCACAAUCUACUUCCUCAGGAGAGCAAAGGUUGAAAAGCUCGACAGUGAUCUUAUUUUGUUUCGGGAUUGGAAUUGGAGGAGUUGGAGAAACAUACAACUUAUAAUGUCUAAUUAAACAGAUUAUUUGCAGAAAUUUACUUUUCAUCUCUUCCCA
Molecule: messenger RNA, 4940 nt
Organism: Blastomyces gilchristii SLH14081
Lineage: Eukaryota; Fungi; Ascomycota; Eurotiomycetes; Onygenales; Ajellomycetaceae
Product: cAMP-mediated signaling protein Sok1
Exons: 2
Coding region: 2313-4124 (603 amino acids)
Source: RefSeq, a predicted model, not a curated record